CGGGCACCGUCUUUUAAGCCGGUAUUAGCCAUCCUUGAACUUAUCCCUGUAGUUUUAGUGUCUUAAGAAUCUGUAAAGUCUUUUCCAUGGCUUCGGAAACGAGAACGUCGAUCAUGGCUCAUCCGAAAGUGGAUGGGAAGAAAGACGGGCAAGAUGAAAUGGAGAUUGACAACAAUCAACACGUGUCCAAGACGGGAAGCGAUAGCGAUGGGGAAUAUCACGGUUAGAGUUCAAAUGACACAAAUGAUGUACUUAGGGAAAUCUGCUCUUAUCCAGGAAACGCCGUGGUACGGAAAUAAUCGCUGUUUCUGACAUUUUACCAACAGAACCCGGUAUGCGAGUCGGAGAAGAAUACCAAGCCGUCAUUCCCGACCUUGUUUCAGAUAGUAAGUUGCAAAUUAAACCAAUAGGCUCUGUUAUGAUUAAUUAUCUUAGUCCUUUCCUGAAAAUAGGCAUCGGUAAUUAUUUCACCUUGCAGUUUGUGGCGAAUUUCUUACCUUAAGGGUCGAAUAAUUGGCUUACGUACAACGAGCUCGAGUAUUUCAAUUACCGGCCGGCGAGCGACGCGCGCAUAAAUAUCCUACAUUAACUUUCCUUUCAAGCCUCGCUAUGGAAAAUCAUUUUAUAUCGCAGCUGCUUUUAAAAAAUUGUAUUUUAAAUCAAGGCAGGUUUCGUGUCUUUGCGGUUCUUAAAGUUGUAAAUUUCGAGCUUCUUGGCUUUUAUGUUGUGUAACUUUAAAGCCGUUCAUUUUUCCGAUGUCAGUUUCGCUGUCUUAGAAGCCAAGACAUGUCAUACACUUCUAAACGCACUUACAUUUCUGUAGUAGUUCCAAAGUAAGAAUUUUUUGGUGAAAACGCUGAAGUCAAGUUGCAAUUGUUGGUUGACAAUAAGUGGAUGGAAGGGAUGAGAGUUCUGGGAAAAUAUUUUUGAAUGACCUGAUGGGGCCUCUUGGGGGCCAGGCGAAGUGGGGGGGGGGGGCAGGGGGGUGGUUAAGAUGCCUCUGACCUGUCAUUUCAUUGUAACCCAUCUUUGUGUUUUUUGUUGUUAUUUCCUCUGUCUUUUGUCGCUUCUUCAAGGCCGUAAGCCUUGCUGGAAUUCUACCCUAGCAGGACAUCUCUGGUGAUAAUAGUAACGAUAAUGAUUUUAUUAUCAUUUACUUUCAUAUUCAAUUUUAUGAUAAAAAAUCCUCAGUGUAAUGUUAUGAGUAUCUAGAUAACUAGUCUUUGGUCACUUACACUGUGUGAAACACAAGUACCAGUCCUCAAAUUUCAUAUUAGUAACGUAUGAAAGUAGUCCAAAAGGUGCCAAAAUGUAUGUCUGAUGCGUUGGAGGGAAUUCAAAAGCGCGCCCUUAGGAUAAUUCUUCCAAAUGUACAUUAUGAUGAGGCAUUGAUAUUAAGUGGCCUGCCGUUUUUAGAAGACCGUAGGGCUGCUGCUUGCGAAUCAUUUAUACGUAAUUUAAAACUAUCCAACUCUGUGUUUGGCCUUGCCAUGAGUGGAAGGUAACUACCAUUCACUCGUACUCGUUACGAAGCUGCCGGAACUAUAAUAACAAAAUUUGUAAGACAAAAAGAUUGUUAGAAUUUGUAUCUGUGAAGUAUUUAGAUUUUUUGUCAUAAGUUAAAUGUUAAUUAUGUGUAAUUUGCACACAAUCCUGUUAUCCAGCUCUUAGCUGCAAGGGGUUCUGAAUAAACAACUCUAUUCUAUUAUUCAUGGAUCUUUUGUUUCUCUUUUAUUCAGACAAAGAAGAGGCCAAGCAUGACCCAAACCUUCGGCACAAUGCACUUCUUGUUUGGGCACCUGUAGAGGAAAUCCCAAAUUCAAAAUGUGGGUGUUAUUAUUUAAUACAGUCUUAUAGCAUAAAUGAUCAAAAAGACAUGCGGGGUGUUGAUUUACUUUUAACAAUCUGAGAGGGAGUGUUAAAUAGAUACAUUCAGGAGACAUUUAAAAGAGAAAGGCAUUUCUUUUCUUUUUUGCGACCUCUUCAAAACUAAUAUACUAUCAAUGAACAUAUCCAGAGAGUUUGUAAAUUAAUAGCAAAAUAUCCAGUCCAUCAAUGUCUACAUCUGGGCUGUGUAGAGAUCCAUUUCACUCUUUCAAAUCUCAAUUUCACUAUCAGAAUCCUCAUUUUAGGGUUAUUGUGUUGUCAUCCUGACUUUAUCUUUACUUUGAACUUGACAUGAAACAAGAUGCAAUGCACAUUCAUCAAGCAAAAAACUAAAUAAAUUGAAUGAUUUUCUCCUUUUUGCUAAUUCCUAGUAUUUUGGUGUAACUCUCUUGUGGGUGUUUAUUAGAGAGGGGCAUUUAAUACAGACUUUGCCUUGUAGAGGGGGCAUUUUUUAGACAACAGGCGUUUUUUUGAGAAGGGGUGUCAAUAAAUUAGAUCAUUUACAGUGUACCCUUAUAUUGUCUACUCAGUGUGUAGAGGAAGUAGUGUCUGUUAGCCUGGGGCUAGUGGAUUCUGCUGUCAGGCUAAUGAGUUCUGUUCUUAACUUGCCUGAAGGGCAAGUGACAUUUUUCUGGGAAUGUAAAUCACAGAAGAGCUGCAAUCAGUCCUGCUCAUUGUUGUUUUUGGUGCUGGUUGAAAUGAUUUUUGGGCUAGUACAUGCUAGCUACAGCUUGUCUGUGUGUCAGGCAGUAAAACUCCUUUUCCUUUUCACCUGGUUUCUUAGCAUCUGCUUCUCUUCUUCACAAGGCACUCUACAUCCCAGCUAGUGAAAUGUCAUGUAAGCCCCCAGUUCACAACCAAAAUGUGCAAGCAUGCUUGAUAAUAUUACAGUGAGCAUAUGUAUGAGCGCACAAGUAAAAACACUUCCACCUGCACGGAAGGUGACCCAGACACAUGGAGAGAAAAAAGGGAUUACAGGGCUGUAUUGGUCAUUGGACAGUAUCUGACUAAAAUUUGCCCAUUGUCUAGGAAAUCGUGCUUGUAAAUUCGGACACGGUUUUUGAGAUUUGCCAUUACACUGACUUAAAGUUUCACAUAGCUUUGUGUUUCACCUUUUAGUGGAUGACUAUGUGCUGGUUGCUAAAGACAAGCAUGGGUACAACGUUGAACAGGUACAUUCACAAGCAGUUAAUAAAGUGCACAAUUUAAGGGUGGAACUAAGAUUACCAUAGGUUCUGUCCCUGCUUAAGCAAGUACAUAGAUCAAAAAACCCAAAUUUUCAGGUUUACAGUUAACUCUUUCUUAACAGACAACACUAAACAGGGCUUCUCAUAUUUCACGCGGUUACAGAGCCGCGGAAUUCAGGUAAAUCAAAUUUGCCCAGAAAGUUCCCACGAAAUCGGCCGUUUUUAACCGAUUGUUUUUUGGGGAAGUUAGCGUCAAAAAUUUCCGUGAAUUCAGCUGAUUUUUCCGUGAAUCUGUCUCUGAAAAUCCCGCAAAAUUUGACUGUUUUUUCCGCAACUUAUCAGAAGCCCUGACUGAAAGACAGACACCUCGGUAAAACGCUAGACACGUAAAGUUGGUCCCUGACUUUCUUUACCCCUUUUACUUUACUCUUUAUAAGACGGACAUCAAUCUUAGAUAAUCUUAGCGGGUCCCAAAGAUCUCUGUCAUAACUUGAGUUGACGUAAGUUUUGAUCUGAUGAUGAAUGUAUUCGGACUGUGAAUUCUUUAGAUUCAACAUCUAUUCUUGGAUCUUAGUAAAGAAAUGCAAAUUUAAAUAUAUAAUUUUUAUGAAUUUUUUUUCAUAGACCUCUAUUAAGUUUGAAAAGGUUAAAUACAUGUAGAUCUACAUGUUUAAAUCUGUACAGAUGUGUAAAUGCUGUUGAACUGAUCUGGGAUGUUACUGAAAUGUCACCAGUUUUUUUCUGGGAGGGAUUGUCAUAGAAUGAACCAAGGGGUGCCAGUGUUUUGUAAAGGGGUGUUGAAAUUAGCCAGUGAAAUACAUGUACAUUUUGUACAUGUGUGUUUAAGGGGCAUACGAGCCAAAGGCCCACAUGGCUGGAGCUUAUCCUGGUUUCCUUAGCAUGAAGCAUGUCUAGGUGUAUUGCUACUUCCCCCUGGACAGGAUGCCAGUCCAUCACAUGGUUACCCUCCCCCCAGCAGUAUGUUGCCUGUGCCCAUUUAUACACCUGGAUGAAGAGACACAAAGUGGAGUAAAGUUCCUUGCCCAAGGAAACAACGCGGCAGGCGAGGCUUGAACCCCAGACUGCCAGAUUCGGAUUUUGCAAUGUUAUCUGCUCGGCCAGUACACGCUUCCACUUGCCUUGUUCAUGUAUUUUCUCACAUAUCUGCUGUGUAUUGAUGCAGUGAAUAGUGAUCGUGGGUGUGUAAUGUUACAGCAUACAUGCUGUACAUGUAUCAUGCAAUUUAAAGGCUUUUGCUAUUUUAAGUGUAACGUAUAAUAAAAUUAAUGUUUUGUCAUUUUCAGGCAUUAGGAAUGUUGUUUUGGCACAAGCAUAACCUUGAGAAAUCACUAACUGAUUUGGCUAACUUUACACCAUUCCCAGGUAAUCAAUCAAUCAAUUUAUUAACAUUUGUCACAACCAAGUACUCUUCCACUGUAAACAAAGCAUUUACCAUUUACAAUGCAAAAGGUGACUGCUUGAGUUAACUUUAACUACUUUCAUUUUAGAUGAGUGGACUAUGGAAGAUAAGAUCCUGUUUGAACAAGCUUACAGUUCUCAUGGAAAAAGCUUCAAACGAAUUCAGCAAAUAGUAAGCACAUCAUUGACAUUGUUGAGCACUUGAAAGGAAGUCUGUCACUAUUAAUUAUUUUGAGCCAUUAAUUGGUAAUGUGCAAAAUUACUUUCAAAUUGAAGGAACUUCAAACAAGUGGUUGGGUGAAAUUAAGAUGGAAAAAUACCAGACAUGGCCAUAGUACAAAAUAAAAAAAUGGGAUGAGUGCAUUGUUGAGCUAGAUAAGCAUGUAGAUUAUUAAAGAUAUGAGAGAGUUGUCAAUUAGGUUUUCAGUGCUUCGCACACUUCUUGAGUGUUGUCUUAGUAAUUACCAAGUCAUAUGUACUUUAUAUUUUUAUAAAAUUGUUAAUGAAUUAUUGGUGAUGUAGCUUGCAUGCUUGAAUAUCUCUGUAAAGCAUGUGUGUGACACACAUGCUUCACAGAAAUAUAAUGCCCGAGAAUCAUUCUGACUAACUAAUCAUAGCACAUGCAUUUCUUGGCAUUUUUGUUGAACUAAUGGAUUGUAAUGCAUUCUAAAUUACAAUAUUAAAAAAUUGACAUACUACACCUCCUCUAAUUAUAGUAAUAAAGUUAUUUGAGUGCAUUUCAAAACUUGUUUUUUCUGAAACCUUUGUCUUUUUUUUCUUGUCAGUUACCAGAUAAAUCAAUUGCCACUCUGGUCAAGUAUUACUAUUCAUGGAAGAAAACAAGAAGUAGGACAAGUUUGAUUGAUAGACAAGCAAAGAAAAUGGCUGUUCAAAAAGAACCAGUCAAGUGAGUUUUGUCUUCUUGGAAGCCCCGACUUUGGAAAGUAAUCCUAACAGUAUACAAAUUUAUUAAGGGCCUCCCAUUUUAUUUUGGCAGAAAAGUGUUUUCUUUCAAUCAUCAUCCUCAAAGGUGAAGAUCAGAUGAAUGACUUUUUUAUAAUUUAGUACUGUUUAUAGUGUGUACAGUAUUUUUCUUACCACUUUGUUAAUAUCUUUUUGAACCAGUGAUCCAGAAAGUGACAAUAGCGACUCAAGUGAUAGUGACUUUGAACCUGAAAAAGAGGUAAAGUUUCUUCAAUGCUGUUCAUUUUGACUUUUUACUGGCUCAGUAAAUGUUAUUCUCACACACUGAAUACUAUUUGUUUACCCAAAAAUGACACGGCAAUGUAACAGUGCUUUAUUCACAGGAAAAAAAAACUGAAAAGUCAUCUUUCAGCCAUCAGAAAAGUUUACAAUGGACCAAGGAAAAAGAGAAAAACUUUCCUUGGCAAAAGGGGGAAGAGUUAGUACACAGCAAAUUAAUGUCAUACACCAAAACAUUCUUGGUUAAGUUUUAUCCCGGACCAUGCUUACUCAACUUUUUGUCCUUCAUUUUCUGCUAAACAAUUACAGAUUUAGUGAAAAUCAGGAAAAAUAACCUCCAGAAAAUAUGUUGGAUUGAAUGAAUAUUGUAGAUCAGAUGAAAGUAAAUUUGAACAUGUUGGGGAAAAAGGCAUUAAAUUAAUGCUAUGUGGGAUCAUAAUGUUGUGCGAUCAUUUAGAUGUGCCUUAUAAUUUUGUUUCUUUAUGUUUUACAGCAAACAAGACAAACAAAUGGCCAGACUAAACCGAAGUUAAUAACCAAACCACCUACAAUGCAAGUAAGUAUACAAACAAAAUGAUCUUGAAAAUUAAUCAGUCCACUCUAAUCACCUUUACUAGGUCUUCUUAUUAUGUUUCAUUGUGAUUUAUGUUUAUUUUGUUGUAUGUAUUAUUUUUCUUCAACUGUUAUGCCUUAAUAAUGCCAUUGUUAUACUGUCAUUUAUUUUUUAGGGAACAACUGCAGCGACCAUUUCAGGUCCUUGUGUUAACUGUCAAUCCCAAUCAUUGCAACUUCAUGCGACUCAGAAAGGAAACUUGUGCAGUGCUUGUUAUCAAUUUUUAAGGUACACCUCUAAGGUGACCUGUAUUGUCUAAGAAAGGUCAAGUAGUUGACUUACAUGUGUAGAAAGUAUCAUCUGCAUGUAACAUCGUUUGAUUCUCUGUAAGUUUUUUGCACAGACAUGUUAUAUAGGUUUUUACAACUACCCUACUUAUCCACAAAUAGGUUGCACCUGAGUAAAGAGUGUGCUGUGAUUGGUUUAUGUUUGUAACCGCUCAUUUUAAAAGAUGUUUGUCGGACAGAAAGACAAAUGACAAAGACCUAAGAUCGUCUGCGUGGGAGGCUAGCCCCUCUGUGAGGUCCAUUCAGAAAAAAAACUGCACAACUUGCAAAAUAUCAGGGCAUGUUAUUUUCUGUUCAACCUUCAAAGAAGAUGUGUGAAAGUACAUUUUGAUUUGCCACACUUAUCAAGUCUGGUCUUAUUUGCAGACGAACUGGAACACUACGACCAAGACAUGAAGGAAAGGAAGCUAGGCCUGGCCACAGGGGAAAUAAAGUUAAACGGAAGGCUCCAAAGGUUUGUAUUACCUACAAAAUAAAGUCUCCUUUCACUGGUUUAAGUGGUUAUUUUGUUCCAUUCAAUUGACCGUUUCACAGUUUUUUCAACGCAUGCGUGACUGGCACCAGUUAGCAAAAAUCCAUCGACAUGGCUGAAAAAAAAUCCUUAAAGUCAGUAAAGUUGCCAAUUUGAAAGUGAUUCGUUGAAAACUAAUAAAAGAUAUAGCGGCAUAAUUUUACAGAUUUUUGUAUGGUGGGGGGCAAGUUCAUGCCCCCCACCAUACAAACAUCUGUAAAAUUUCAUUUAUGGAGCAAUAUUAUCUUCACUCGCAUUGGACGUAUCACCUUUGAACUUACUAAUAAUUUAUUAUUUUAACCCUUUAAGGUUUAAGAGUGAUCAGCAUCAAAUUUCUCCUUGUAAUGUCAAUGCUUUGUAAAACAGAGUGGUCAUGAGAAUUACAGACAUGAUCACACAAGAAGUAUUUGCUUGAUAUUUUAUCAACUUCUCCCCACUACGUAUUUAGGAAAUGAAUAGGGGCAACAUAUGAGAAUUCAAAUUUUGAUCUUAGGGUUUAAAGGGUUAAGAUGCUCUUUCCAGUAGUAUUCAGUUACUGGUCUUAAUCAAAACUUGAGAAAAACCGUGUAAAGGGUCUAUUAUUUGGUCAGUUCCUCGUGGCUUUAUGUGGCCUAACUCGUUAAAUUUUAUUGAUUCUUCUAGGGAAUGGUUUUGUCACAAGAGUACCUAACUGCUGUGUCUGGUACCCAUGGUGAUAGCCAUGUGCGACCUCUAGAGAUGGAAAUGGUGAACCUUAAGAGACAGGUACAGAUGAACAAACAGUCGAUAGGCCAGCAUAAGUCCCAGAUUGAAAAUGGAAUUGAAGCUGUGAGACCAGGAGAUGUAAGUAAAAUUACACUGUAACUGCACCAUAUAAUUUGUGAUCCUUGGCAACAGGGGGAUGAUAAAAGAGUGCAUUUUUGUUCAAGUUCUAUUGUCACAGUGCAUUGUGUUAUGAUGGUGAUGAUGAUUUUUUUGUAAUUUAAUAGCUUUUAUUAAUUUUUCACAGUAUAAUGGUGGACAAACACUGCAAAAAAGUCAACAAAUUACUUAAAAACAAAAAAAAAAAACACCAAAUAUCCAAACAAAUUGUUAUGUACACUAUUUAGAUUACAGCGACAGAAAAACAUUGCAAAGUAACAUAGAAACAUUGACAAUGCCAUCAACUAGGGAAAAGGAAAAAAAAAAUAGAACAAUGGUUGAAACAUAAGCGUUACAUGUAAACUUUCAUAAAUUAUAAACUUACGUAAAGUGAGAUGCAUAUGAUGUGGAUGAUAAUGAUGAGAAUGAUGUUGGUGGUGGUGAUGAUGAUGUUCAUGAUGAGUUUUGAUGAUGAUGAUGAUGGUAAAGGUGAUGAUUACGAUGAAGAUGAAGUUGAUAAUGUCAUGAUGAUUUGUGAUAAUGAUGGUGGUGAUAAUGAUGAACUGAUAGUGAUGAUGAUGAUGAGAUGCAUUCACCUCCACAUUGCUGUUAGCUAUUCUGUUACUUUUCCUGUUAAUUACGAAUUAACUGAGUGUUAUUUUUCCUGUUCCUUUUUUUUAGCAAAAUAUCAAGAAUAAUGCCAGAUGGUCAAAUGAAGAGCUUUUGUUAGCCGUCCAAUGUAUGUAUCACACUCACAAAGUUAAUAUUAAAACAGCCAUGAAAUUGGUGAUGGUCACAAGACUGUAAGCAAUAAUGUGACCAAAGUACUGGAUCUCAGUUUGACAGAUGGUAGCUCUGGCCACGUGUCCCUUUUCAGGGAUAAAAUGCAAUGUAGACGUCAGAAUGGGAUAGUUCAUUGUUUGCUUAACAAGUUGUCCACCAGGACUUUGUUAUCAAGCCUUUUUCUCACAAAAUAUGACGAUAAAUACAUAGUGGAGAGUUUCUUUUGGUAUGCUUUCUUUGUUUCCUCCCUUCCUUAAUUUGAACCUCAUUUUAUUAGCUUUUUUUUGCUUCUGUGAAUAUCACUGUUACUUUUUUUUAUAUUAUCUUUAUGUUGAUGUUGAGGGCCAACUAUACCUGUUGGGUCUUUCCUUGUCUCUAACCUGAACUUGCUGCAGGUCUGACUUUGUGAAACCUUUAAGCCCUAAUAUCCACAUACAAAUUCUUCAAACUAGUCUCCAUUAUUCACUUAAAGAAGUAGUUGAGAGAAUUUGAUAAAGGAGCCAAGCAUUUCUCCUUUGGUCAUCAAUCAUUUUAAUAAUUUAAUCUUUUUUCUUGAUGAUGUCUGGGUAUUGAUGUUGGUCACUCUUGAGGCUUAAAGGGUUAAUUAUAUACAUUUCAACAGCUGUCAGACGCUAUGGAAAAGACUUCCAAGCCAUGGCUGAGGUGUUAGGGAACAAGAGUGUGAGUCAGUGCCGCAAUUUCUUUGUCAACUACAAGAGACGUUUCAAUCUACAGCAAGUUCUUGAAGAAUACGAAGCUGAACAGGGAAUCACAAGCAGUGACAGAAAAGACGAUGAUUUGCAGGUGCUGCACAUGUCAGGUUCCCCAGCUGGUAGCAGUGGAAACUCCUCCCCCAGUCAGGACAGAGCUUCUCCGUCCUUCCCCUCCCAGGGUAAGUUCUUUUUGGCUCCAAGAACCCCCGCUGAAGCUUCUUGCUUAAGAAGUCAUCCCACCUUUCAAAAUAUAGAUAAAAACUCCCCUCUUAGUCGGGUUCGAGCUUUUCCAUCCUUUCCCUCCUAGGGUAAGUUCUUUUUGGCUCCAAUAACCCCCAUCCCUGUAAGCAUUCUCUCUGAAGAAGUUAUCCCACCCUCCAAAAUAUAGAGAUCAAUAAAUUUAUAAACUCCCCUCCCAGUCAGGUUAGAGCUUUUCGAUCCUUUCCCUCCAAGGGUCAGUUCUUUUUGGCUCCAAUAACCCCCCUCCCCGUGAGCAUUCUCUCUGAAGAAGUCAUCCCACCCUCCAAAAUAUAGAUAUCAAUGAAUUUAUGAAGAUGUGAAUGAAAUAGGGCCAUGAAUGACUCUUGAUCUAAUAUACGUUCUCCCUAUCUUCCACGAGCAAACGUACAGCAACAGUUUUUUGGGGGUGUUACUUGGUGCUUUUUUUCCUGGGCUCCACAGUCUCAGCUACUGCUAAAAUGUUGACUGAACAACAACCAUUACAAACCACAUACAGUCAACUGCCUUUAAAACACAGACCUUUGGGACUGCCACAAAGUGUUCAUCUUAGAGAGAUGUCCAGGUGUCCGUUUUACCAAAGUGUCCAUUAACAAAGAGUUGGCUGUAUGUUCUCAUAGUUCUGAAAAUGGGAGAGUGCAUGAGCUUUUUGGAAGAGUCAUAAUAUAUGUUGUGGUUCAGUUUUAUCCUUGGUUUAAAUUUUAUUCUUCAUUGUUUCAAACUCAUUAUCAUACAUUACCAUACCUCAAAACAAAAGGAAAUGAGAUUUAAACCAAAGACAAAAUUGAACCACAACAUAUAUUUCUGUAAAUGAAAGUUCACAACUGUCAAAAUGUAAGGAUCAAAGGAAACCAUUCGCACCACCACUAACAAUAAUGGUUCUUUUCCUGUUAGGCAUUCCAGGUCAACCACCCCCACUGUUGAAACCCUCAGGACCACAGGGUCAGCGGCAUCCUCCCCCCUUACAACCUCAGGCGGGAGUCCCAAGGUCAAACCCGGGUGGACUUCAAGGUCCUCCUCCACUCAUUAAACCCAUGGUGCGACCAAUUCAACCGCAGGUAAGUGUACUUGAAAGGUUGAGGCUGACGGAGACGUCGCAUGUCCUUCUAUUAUUUGUUCACUGAAUUUACGCUUUCCUGCCUUGUACCUGGCAUGGUGCCGUGUCUUCAAAAGUGGUAACUUCCCAAAAUCCAAAACACUCCAAAGAAAAAAGAAAAAACUGCUAGGGCUGUCAUUAUUAACAUUUCAAGUUGCUGGUCUCUCGGGGAGAGUAACCGGUUUUUUAUCCCAUAAACUCUCCGAUUUUUGUCCAGUUUGACUGAAUUUCAACUUAGAGUAGCUGGCCGAUUUUAAUUUAGUAAUCCCGCUACUAAUGACUUUCCGGAACUACUCUUGGUGCAAAGUGCAAGCAAACGCUAAAUAGCAGGGUGCAACCUAGGUCCUACUGUGUAUGUGUUCUGCGGUACAGAAAGAGGGUUGUAUGACAAUUUAUUGGUAAAGCCACCAUACAGUGCCGUUCAAAACUAAGUAACCAUUCACGUCUCGUUUCCUGCACGAAGAGAAUCGCAUCAUGCGCUACAAGAAUCGCGUAGCGCGAGUGCGAGAAUUAGUGAAGCAGCAUUUUUUUUUAAAAUUAUUGACGGCUGGGCCUGUCCUAAUCAAAACUAAUUGUGGUAUUUUGGCUAGGAACCAUAAAAAGCCGCAUGACAAGAUGCCCAUCUUUUCUGGGAGUCCUAGCUUUUUAGGGCAUUUGGUAUUUGCUACUGCUUUUCACAUACUCUGCGAGCAAGCUCUCCACGCGUGUCGAUCUCGUGAGAGUUCACGCGAGCGCCGCUCGCAAAAGUAGACGGGAGUACGGGGUGCAGGGAAAGAAAUCCUUUGCGGCUUCACCGCUCUCUCGCGUGUUCUCUCGCGGCUCGCUUUCCUCGCGAUAAUUGGACAGCUUGCUCGCAGGCUACUUUUCUCGGUCAUUGGUGUGCCGGUUGAUUACGCCAUUUUUCUUUCUUUUCCUUUAGCCUCUUCGCCCACAAGCUAAUCCAAUGAUCCAACAAUCUCCUCCACCACAUAUAGCAUUUCAGCAGAUGAUGGAGCAAAAACCUCUCGGGGGACCCAUUGGGAGAUCUGAAUCACCACACAGCUCCUCAGGUACUCCACCCUUGAGGCAGACGCGCUCUGGCAUGUAACAAUGGGACUUUGUCCUCUGCCAAUCAAAUCGAACAAUUAUUACAAUGAUGUUCUGCAGUCCAACAAAUUAUUACUUUUUGUAGUGAAAAUUUCAAUUCUGCUUAAUGACCACUCAGUUUUAGUGAUGACUAAUUUCUGGCCCCAGCUGAUGUCCACUCGAUAUCUAUUUCCUUAUAGACUACGAACAGUCUCUCUCUUUCUUUAGAUUUAGUGAGGGGAGUGCACGCGCGAGCGCGCGCGAACAUCGAAGACGCGAGAAACGAGGGCUCUUGCCUCUCUUGUCUCGCACCUUCAGUCACACGCAAGUCAUAUUCGUGUCUUGCGCGUUUCACUCGACCGACUAAGAGAAGAGAGAGACUGGCUCGUAGUCUAACUUCCAUAACGACACGUAACAAUCACCUUUUGGAGUCCUCUGUUGUUAUCUUCUGUACACAUUGUCAAGUUGAAUUCCUGGUGGGUACCGGCGGGUACUGUAUUUACUCUAAAGAGCGCCGCCGUAAGUAAACGCCACAUCGUCCGAUCAACAAUCCAUCGUUAUUAAUUUUUUAGGGUUUUUUUUCACAAAGAAAAUUCUGAUUACUAUUAUU
Messenger RNA from Porites evermanni, 12451 nucleotides. NCBI's taxonomy places the organism in Eukaryota, Metazoa, Cnidaria, Anthozoa, Scleractinia, Poritidae. The record is from the annotation of a GenBank genome assembly.